Messenger RNA from Puccinia triticina, 1671 nucleotides. RefSeq lists its product as uncharacterized. Lineage: Eukaryota; Fungi; Basidiomycota; Pucciniomycetes; Pucciniales; Pucciniaceae. Gene Ontology annotation, molecular function: monosaccharide binding; carbohydrate derivative binding; glucose-6-phosphate isomerase activity. Gene Ontology annotation, cellular component: cytosol. The transcript is spliced from 9 exons. Gene Ontology annotation, biological process: glucose 6-phosphate metabolic process; gluconeogenesis; glycolytic process. The record is from RefSeq and is a predicted model, not a curated record. The coding region runs from base 1 to 1671 and encodes 556 amino acids.
AUGGCCGGCAAACUCUCCACAGAUUAUCCCGCAUGGAAGGAACUCCAAGCGCUCCACGACCAGAAAGCCUCGGCCGAGCUAGUGCUCUCCAAGCUCUUCGCGAGCGACCCCGACCGCUUCAAGAAGUUCUCCACUCGCUUCGAGUCGCCGAACACGGAGACCAGCAUCUUCCUGGACUAUUCCAAGAACCUCAUCGACCAGCAGGUGUGGGACAAGCUUCUCGAGCUGGCCCACCAGGCCGGCGUCUCCAAAGCCAGAGAUGACAUGUUCGCCGGCCAGCACAUCAACACCAGCGAAGAGCGCGCCGUGCUCCAUGUCGCUCUGCGGGACACCUCCAACCAGGGGUACGGGGCCAACGAAGAGGGCGUGGGUGAAGUCAGGAGCGUGCUCGACCAUGUCCGGGCCUUCAGCGAGGCCGUCCGAUCGGGCUCCCACAAGGGAUACACCAACAAGCCCAUCGACACCCUCGUCAACAUCGGCAUCGGCGGCUCCGACCUCGGCCCGGUCAUGGUCACCGAGGCCCUAAGCUUCUAUGCUCGCACCGGCCCCACCAUCACCCCCUACUUCUGCAGCAACAUCGAUGGCAGUCAUCUCGCCGAGAUCCUGAGGAAGUGCGACCCCGAAACCACCCUGUUCAUCGUCGCCAGCAAGACCUUCACCACCCAAGAAACCCUGACCAACGCAAACAGCGCCAAAGAAUGGUUCCUCUCAUUCGCCAAAGACAAAGCACAUGUGGCCAAGCAUUUUGUUGCGCUCUCCACUAAUACCGACGCGGUCACUGCAUUCGGCAUCGACAAAGCGAACAUGUUCAAGUUUUGGGACUGGGUCGGAGGCCGAUACAGUUUAUGGAGUGCGAUCGGCCUGAGCAUCGCGCUUUACAUCGGCUACGAGAACUUCGAAAAGAUGCUUCAAGGCGCACAUGCCAUGGAUCGCCACUUCAAGGCCGCCCCCUUGAAAGAAAACUUGCCCGUCAUUCUGGCUCUCCUUGGAAUCUGGUACAACAACUUCUAUGGCGCGCAGACCCAUGCUCUCUUGCCGUACGACCAAUAUUUGCACAAGUUUGCAGAUUACUUCCAACAAGGCGACAUGGAGAGUAAUGGUAAAUAUAUUACCAAGGACGGACGACGGGUGACAUAUCAAACCGGCCCGAUCAUCUGGGGCCAAGCUGGGACGAAUGGACAGCACGCAUUCUACCAAUUGAUCCACCAAGGCACCAAGCUCAUUCCCUGCGACUUCCUUGCCCCGGUCGAGACCUUAAACCCGAUCGGAGGGGGGCGCCACCACGAGAUUCUGUUGUCGAACUUCUUUGCGCAGCCGGAAGCCUUGGCAUUCGGGAAAGACGAAGCAGCCGUCAAGCAGGAGCUCGGGCCGGCUGCGUCGAACGAGUCGCUGGCCAAGAGCAAGGUUUUCGAGGGCAACAAGCCGACGAACUCGAUCAUGUUCCAGAAGCUCACUCCAGGAACACUAGGAGGGUUAUUGGCAUUGUAUGAGCACAAGAUCUUCGUCCAGGGGGCGAUUUGGGGCAUCAACUCGUUCGACCAGAUGGGCGUGGAGCUCGGCAAAGUGCUCGCCAAGAACAUCCUGGCCCAGCUCGGCUCGCCCGCGGACGUCAAAGGCCACGACUCGUCCACCGAAGGCUUGAUCAAGUUCUUCCAGUCUCAUCGCAAGUAA